ACACCAGCCUUUUCUUGUCUAUAUUCGUGAUUCAGGGAAAAUUAAUGUUGAUCAUCUUUUCUUUUCUUUUUUUUUAAACAGGUCAUGAUGUAGGCACGUUGGACUUCAUCUAUAUUGGCAGUGAUGUCAUCAAACAUGUGCACGCGACUUUUGUUCCAGCUCGGCCAAUCGAGUCAGGCCGUUUUCUCUCGUCCGGUGCGCUGUUCCAGCAUGCGGCUCGCCCAGGCCCGUUUCUGCUCAUCUUGGGGAAGGAGGCCCGACAGAGACUCAGAUCAGGACAGAGAGCAAGGACUCCCUUCCGUGGGGCGUUCACUGGACUUUCAGCUGAGCCGGCUGCAGGUCGAUACCAUGCUGCGUGCUAACGAGCAGUCUGUGCGAGUUCCUGAGUUUGACAGACGUGGAGGUGUUAGUCCUGUGCUGAAGUUCGAGAGCAAUCAGCUUGCUGCUAAUUCUCCUCUAGAGGACAGACGCAGCAGCGCCUCCUGCUUGCAAACACGGGGGAUGCUGUUUGGAGUGUUUGAUGGUCAUGGUGGUCACACGUGCGCUCAGGUCGUCAGUGAGCGUCUGCCUUAUUAUGUUGCCGUGGCGAUGAUGUCAGAGUCCAGCCUGGAGGAUCUGGAGGCUUCGAUGGAGACGUUCCGGCCAGUACCGCCGAUUCUGCAGUGGUACAAAAAUCUCAAUGACCACAACUACCACGAGUCCGCCGCUCUGUACAUCGAACACUUGCGCGUCUUCUGGCAGGAGCUGCUCGCCAGCGAAGAGCACGGAGACGGAAUGAAGCCCAGCGACGCACUCAGCUACGCCUUCCAGCGUCUGGAUGCAGAUCUUUCGCUGGAGGCACAGGUCCCGUUGGCGAGCGAUCUGAUGCGGAACACGGCAGUCCAGGCAGCAUUCGCAGGGUGCACAGCUUGUCUCGCUCACGUCGGAUCCGAAGGCAUUCACGUAGCAAAUGCUGGAGACUGUCGCGCCGUGCUCGGGGUCCAGGAACCUGAUGGGAGCUGGAGCGCGCUGCCUCUUUCUCAUGAUCACAACACGACCAACCCGGCCGAAGUGGAGCGCGUACGGUCUCGGCACCCAUAUGGUGAGCGGCAGACGGUCAUCGUGGAUGACAGGCUGCUUGGCGUGUUGAUGCCGCUGCGAGCCUUCGGAGACGUUCGGUUUAAGUGGAGCCGCGAGCUGCAGCAGAGUGUGUUAGAGAAUGGAGGCUGUGACUCAGAGACUCUGAACGUUUAUCAGUACGCACCACCAAAUUACCUCACACCACCAUACCUCGAGGCCACGCCUGAGGUCACGUAUCACCGUCUGCGCCCACAGGAUCGCUUCCUGAUCCUGGCGUCUGACGGUCUGUGGGACGAAAUGGACAACGACGAUGCGGUCCGGCUGGUGGCGGAGCAUCUAACUGGCGUUCACCUGGAGGCUCCGGUCUCGGCCAGCCAGCGCCAGCUCAGUCUGGGACAGAUGCACCAGCUUCUGCUACAGCGCCAGGCACGUGCCACGCCUGCUCUCGACUUAAACGCGGCCACGCACCUGAUUCGCCAUGCUCUCGGGACGAAUGAGUACGGAGAGUUGGACCAGGAGAGACUAGCAGCCCUGUUGGCGCUUCCAGAUGACCUGGCGCGCAUGUACCGUGAUGACAUCACUGUCACCGUGAUUUAUUUCAACUCCAGUCUCAAUAAAAUGACACAGAAUAAUCUACGACAAUUCUCUGUAAAAUAAACAAACCUGUAAACAAUUCUGUAUAACAAACACUGAGACGUGCGUCCUCAUUUUGUGUCAAUAUAAUGUGUUAAAAGGUAAAAGAAUGAAGGAAUAAUUGCAAAAUCUGUAAGAGUUAAGAUUCACAGCCUUGAUGCUUGCCUUUUAUUAAAUUUUAUAAUAUUAUAGCAAUGAAGUAACGCACACACUCUUAACCUCAAAUAAACCCCGUGCUCUGGUGAGUCAGCUUCAUCACGUCAUCACUUCCAGCACGAUUUGCAUGUGCCGUUAGCUUACUCGCUGUCGUUUACAAGCUUUUCAUCUUACUUUUUUUUUAUUAAUUCAUUUCUGAUUUAAUCUCAGGUACGGGGAAACUGGGAUGAACGAUUCCUUAAAUCUCAUAUCUUGAGAACAUGUAUAAUUGAUAAUCAUCGUAUGCGUGACCCACACUCUAGUGUAGGUUUAUUUAAUCUGUUUUACUUUUAUUCUCAAAACCAGGUUAUCCGAUGUUUCACAGUUCUAUUAAAUCCAGAAAUGUUCUUUCAUACAUUUCUGUCCUGUGAAAUUGUAAAAGUUUUUCAUUUUAGACUAAUGAAGUUUCUUCUGUUUAAACUGUGCUGCUUGUUGCGUUGUUGUGUUGCUGCUCCUGUGCCAGUGCCCUAUAACGCCGCUGUGACCUUAUAGAGAAAUGUUUACGUUCACUGUAUGUUUCUGUAUUCUCUGUGUUUAAUUGCUCAGUUAUAUUUGGUUUAACUGUAAAAGCUGUCACUGUGUCAUCUUUCAUAAUUCUGUUUUGUGUUUAUGACUGCACUUACUUUUUAGGAGGUUAAUUAAUGGUAAUGAAGGACAUGAAGGUGCCAUUUCAAAUAUUGCUGUCUAAGUGUGUGUAUUUAUAUUGCAACGUGCCUUUUUAUUAAUUCACCACGCAAAGCUACCUUACUAUGAACGAGAAAUGUUUGUCCUACAGCUCAUUUGCAUUAAACCUGAAACUGUGAGGUAUAAUAGAUAACCUGUCUGCUUGUGUGUGUGUGUCUCAGUGGCCUUUUUAAUUUUACUAUGUACACCCACAAUGCUUAUACACUGAGGUGAUGAAAAGCACCAUGCAAAUAAUAUCUGCUAGUACUGCUAGUUUGAUAAAUGUAAUAGAAGGUGCCAAUACUUCAUGCAGAAUACUUCAUACAGAAUAUGGGUUACUGUAAAAGCAUGUAUGCGUACAAAAUAGCCUGUCUGAUUGUCAUGAUUGUUUCGAAUUUGUUAGUUUAAUUACUAGAACAUUAUUAUGAAUGUAUGUUAUGAAUGCCGAUAUAAAAGCUUCACCUACUUCUUGCACUAUAAAAGUACUAAUUAUCACAGCAAACGCUUCACGUUGGUUUUAUUAAUGUUUCUGGUUGGUUCGAUUUGUUUAAUAAAUUUAUAGCUGUCA
Molecule: messenger RNA, 3118 nt
Organism: Clarias gariepinus (North African catfish)
Lineage: Eukaryota; Metazoa; Chordata; Actinopteri; Siluriformes; Clariidae
Gene: pdp2
Product: putative pyruvate dehydrogenase phosphatase isoenzyme 2
Exons: 2
Coding region: 124-1716 (530 amino acids)
Biological process (GO): protein dephosphorylation
Molecular function (GO): cation binding; protein serine/threonine phosphatase activity
Source: RefSeq, a predicted model, not a curated record